Molecule: messenger RNA, 606 nt
Organism: Entamoeba invadens IP1
Lineage: Eukaryota; Evosea; Mastigamoebida; Endamoebidae
Exons: 1
Coding region: 1-606 (201 amino acids)
Source: RefSeq, a predicted model, not a curated record
AUGGACAUUAUCACGUUGUUAAAGGUACUAACGGUAAUAUCACCUGAAACACAAGUGAUUUUUCAAGGCCAUUACGAAGAGGUAUUGCAAUGCAAAACGAUUGAGGAAAUGAUGUAUUGUUUUGGACCAAUAAUGACGCGCUUCUUCUUGGACGAGGCGAUACCCUACGAAAAACGUUAUGAAAUAUUCGCUGCAUUUGGUGAUCACAAAAAGAUGAUUGCAAGACUCGAACCACUUCUGAACGCACUAGACCCACAAAACACUGGUACGAUAAAAACUUUCAUUAACGACAUCCAAAUAAUAAAGUCCGGAUUUUGUGGACACUUAUCAACACCAAACGAAGAGAUGUUCCAACACUUUUUGGACUAUCAUAAAGAGAUUAUAGCACCAAAGGAAUACAAUAUUAGUCAUAUGGUCGACCCCUUUUACGCGCCAAUCAGCCAACUCACGGAAAAGAUGAAGUGUGCAACACCAACCCAACUGAGUCAAGUCGCGCAGGUACUUUCAAUGGAACACAAAGGAAUGGUUUUCGAGGACGACAUUGAACUCGACUUGAACACCCUCAGCACUCCAAUCCUUCUCAGACUGCUUACAAUUUUUCACUGA